Messenger RNA from Nyctereutes procyonoides (raccoon dog), 2455 nucleotides. RefSeq names its product cyclin Q (gene CCNQ). The record is from RefSeq and is a predicted model, not a curated record. Gene Ontology annotation, cellular component: nucleus. Gene Ontology annotation, biological process: regulation of transcription by RNA polymerase II. Lineage: Eukaryota; Metazoa; Chordata; Mammalia; Carnivora; Canidae. The transcript is spliced from 5 exons. Gene Ontology annotation, molecular function: cyclin-dependent protein serine/threonine kinase regulator activity. Bases 1279 to 1995 code for a protein of 238 amino acids.
CGCCCCUCGGAAGCCCCGCGGGCGCGUCGGCAGCCGCGGCGGCCGCCCGGGCUCCCAGCGGAGACAAUGAAGCGAAGCGGAUUCCUGCAGAAACACUGUGUCUUUCCGGCCCUUGUAUCGGCCCUGGCGGCCCCACAGUUACUUCCGAUCUUUGUUACUUUGUGCGCCCGGCGCGCGUGCGGCCUCUGGGGGCUCCGCUUUCCAGGCCGGCUCAGCAGGGCCCGGGGAAGUGGUGCAGGACCAUUGAGCCCCGGGAUUCGGACGCUGCCCGGGGCGUGAGGCAGGACGGCGGGGCCUCUCGGGGGCUGCCGUGCUCCCGCGUGGACGCUCCACGUAACCCAGGGCAGCAUGCGGCCCUCUGAGCACUCGCCACCGAAACAGGACUUGGAGGGGCAUGCGCAGCUCUAGCGCCUUCUCUGACAUCCCUUGGUAUGAGGGGUGCCUCGCCCCAACUGUGUAACUGAAUUUCAAGCCUUGAAAGGCCGAAAGCCCUUCCGGGUCCCUCUCAGAGGACUUCUUGAGACAAUGGCCUGCAUAUGCCCUUGCUCCCCCGUGGGACGCUGAACACUGGCCCUCCGAAGGUGUCCCCAUCCCAAGCCCCUGCACUGGUGACUGUUCUUACCCCACGUAACAACACGCAAAGGAGAGACUUUGCAGAUGACAUUCAGCAUCUUGAUGUGGAGGGCAAACUGCCCUAGAUUAUUCCCCAGGCCCAGAAUGAUGCCACCCACCACGUCCUUAGCAAGGCAGGAGUGAUGAGCAGAGCAGAAGGCCACACGAGGACGGAAGCACGGUUAGAAAAUGCUUCCCCGCACUUUGACCAGGGAGGAAGUGGCCACGGGCCAAAGACUGCAGCCACCUCCAGAAGCUGCAAAGGGCAAGGAAACCUUCUCCCGUGGAGGCUCCAGGAGGAAUCCACCCUGCCCACGCCUCCAGCUUAGCCCCCUAAGACCCAUUUCAGACUCCUGACCACAAGGGCCGUAAGAGAAAGGAUGCGUGUUGCUUGAAGCCACGGAGUCUGUGGCGAUCUGUUAGAGCAGCCCCAGGGGACUAACGCCCCUCAGGGAGAAGCUAGCGAGUGUGAUCUUAAUGACGUUGGUUGUCCUCCACCUUCUUUCAGUCUAUUGGAUGCCAUUUAAUCUUCUCAUUGUGAACUUAUAUUGGUUCUGUGACCCAAUGCCGUGAUUUCCUUAGGAGCUGUCCAGAGGCGGGGCCGGGGCAGAGGCUUUCCCCUCUGCUGUCAUCUUGGCAGGAUUUUUGUUAGGUGUCAAGCUGGGGAUGCAGUCCAUUCCCAUCGCCACUGCUUGUACCAUUUACCAUAAGUUCUUUUGCGAGAUUGACCUGGACGCCUACGACCCCUACUUGGUUGCCAUGUCUUCCCUUUACUUGGCCGGCAAAGUGGAGGAACAGCACCUGCGUACUCGUGACAUCAUCAACGUUUCCAACAGGUACUUUCACCCAGGCAGUGAACCCUUGGAGCUGGACUCCCGCUUCUGGGCGCUCCGGGACAGUAUAGUGCAGUGCGAGCUCCUCAUGCUCAGAGUCCUGCGUUUCCAAGUCUCCUUCCAACACCCACACAAGGUACCUGCUGGGGAAUCGGCAACUAUUUCUACAGGCAUGAACCUUUCCGUCUUUGAUCCAGAAAGCGCACCCACCGAACCCUCAAGAACAUGUGGGUACCUGCUCCACUACCUGAUUUCCCUCAAGAACUGGCUGAAUCGUUACAGCUGGCAGCGGACCCCCGUUUCCGUCACUGCCUGGGCCCUGCUGCGGGACAGCUACCAUGGGGGGCUGUGCCUCCGCUUCCGGGCUCAGCACAUAGCCGUGGCAGUGAUCCACCUGGCCCUGCAGGCCUACGGGGUCGAGGUGCCCGCCGAGGCCGAGGCCGAGAAGCCGUGGUGGCAGGUGUUUAGUGACGACCUUACCCAGCCAAUCAUUGAUAACAUUGUGUCUGAUCUCAUUCAGAUUUAUACCAUGGACACAGAGAUCCCCUAAGGCCCUGGGCCAGGCCUGCCCAAAGAGAAGCCCGGGAUGCUCGGCUGCCUGGGGACGGCACCACCGCAUCGCCGUGACGGCUGGUCCCCAGACGACCAGCUGGGAGGACUGGUUUUGUGCUGCUGGAGACGGGCUGGCGAAGGCGAUGACCUGCAGCCGCUUUGGUUCUCAUGCUUUGACUGUCCCUGGCAGCUGCGGUCCGGACGGUGAUGGGAGCUGUGCCUCCUGCGGGCAGGCCGGGGUGCGCCAGGGGAGGGGCCCCCAAGGCAUCCGUGUCUGCUUUUGUCCUUUGAGAGGACACCAACUGCAGUUGAAUGUGGAAUCAUUGGAAGGAAAUAUCAAAGAACACAUGAGACUGCACUCUUGGGGAUUUUUUUAACGCCAGAUUUAUAGGAAGUAUGAAUGUGCAACAUAGAUGGAAUUUUAUUUUGUGUAAUAAAAGAUGAUGCAAAUCAAUGGA